AUGUCAACAAUUGAGAAGCAAGUCUAGAAGUAAAGAAAACUCAGCAACGAAUUCGAAUACACAUACAAUUCUACAGAAACCCAUACAAAUUCAUCAUUCUUUGAUGAAGAGAGAAGUUAAGAUUUUUAAGAUUAUAAUUCAUCAGUUGAAGAAGACUUUUAAGAUAUGUGGGAAAUGUCAUCUAUCUGCACAGAGAAUUCUUAAAAUCCACAAUUUAUAGAGGAAAAUCAAGCAAAUAAGAGAAUUACAAAAAGAGCGAAUCCUGUAUAAGCAAUGAGAGAAAGUACCUUUGUUUAAGAAGGAAUUAUUGCUGAUGCUCCUGUGAGCAUUAGUAAAAAUUCUAAAUCUGGCAAGGGCAUUGCCAUUCACGUGCUUGGACAUGGAUCCAUAUGCUACUAGAGUAAAAAGGAAAAAAAAUCAUAAAAAUUACUCAAUAAACAACUUGAGUGCAAUAAUGGGCAACAACAAUAAGAUUAGAAUCAAUAAAAUAAUUAAUAAAGAGAUUAACAACUAGGUCAUUAAUUACCGUAAAGAGGAUCAGGAUAGGAAGAUAAAUAAAUUAAAUAGUGUUAGAAAAUCACACUUUCAUAUUUGUUGAUGGAAAAGGAAGUCGAAAAAUAAGCAAAGAUAAGAGCCAUUAAUUUUAUUGAGAAAUACAUUUCAUAAUAUAAAGUUGAAGAUGUUAUUGAAAUGAUCUCAGAAACCUACAAGGUGUUAUUAGUACCAGAUUAACAAAUGUAACAAUUGGCAGGAGUAUUGACUUAAGAAGAGCGAAAUUUUUAGUUGAAUCUAUCCUUGCUGCGUUUAAAUUUGCCCCAGAAUAUUCAUCCAUUAGCAUCGAAAGCUGAAUCGAAGUUAAGGAAGUAUUUUAUUGGCUAUUGAGAAACAGUUUACAAGACUUGCUAAGGACAAUGAGAGUAUUAUUCAUAAUCUAGAUAGAGCUCUCAUGAGCAUUAUAA
Molecule: messenger RNA, 959 nt
Organism: Paramecium tetraurelia
Lineage: Eukaryota; Ciliophora; Oligohymenophorea; Peniculida; Parameciidae
Exons: 2
Source: RefSeq, a predicted model, not a curated record